Helianthus annuus (common sunflower) is the source of this 1422-nucleotide messenger RNA. Its product is annotated as protein trichome birefringence-like 34. Gene Ontology annotation, molecular function: O-acetyltransferase activity. The record is from RefSeq and is a predicted model, not a curated record. Bases 1 to 1422 code for a protein of 473 amino acids. The transcript has 7 exons. Lineage: Eukaryota; Viridiplantae; Streptophyta; Magnoliopsida; Asterales; Asteraceae. Gene Ontology annotation, cellular component: Golgi apparatus.
AUGGGUAAGAAGCAUUCUUCAAUGGUAUGGGACAUGAAGACCAUGUUCCAUUGUAGUAUAGUCAUGUUCUUCCUUGGAGGAGUAGCAACUUUAAGCUUUUAUAGAAACAAUAACCAAGAAGCACUGAGUAGCAACACUAAGGCUACUCAUACUAAUGCAACUACAAUUACAUCUACAACUGCAAAUGCAAAUAUAGAUGAUAUUAGUAAAAAGAACAGGACACAAGGUUUUGAUCAUCAAAGAAGGCGGAAAAUCGCACCACCUUCCCUAAUAGAAACCUGUGAUUUGUUCUCCGGCAGAUGGGUUCAUGAUAACAAGAGUCAUUAUCCAUUGUAUAAAGAAGAUGAAUGCCCUUUAAUGCAUGGUGAUUUAGCUUGCCAAACGCUUGAUGGCAAAGCAAUAGUAGAGAGACUAAAGGGUAAAAGGCUAUUGUUUGUGGGGGAUUCGGUAAACAGGAACCAAUGGGAUUCAAUGAUGUGCAUGCUUUAUUCUUCAAUCCCAGGGAAAAAGAAACUUAAGCUUGGUCUCAAUCGUACCUUGUACAGCUUUCAGGCCAGGGACUACAAUAUGUCCAUUGACUACUACUGGGCUCCGAUGCUGGUCGAAUCUAAUGGUGAUGAUCCAUCAAAUCAUAGCCUUAACCAUCGAACGGUUCGAAUCGAAUCCAUUGAGAAACAUGCUAGGCAUUGGGUUGAUGCAGAUAUAGUUGUAUUUAAUACAUAUCUGUGGUGGAGAUUACCCAUUAUAAGACUCUUGAAGGGUCCUGGAUCAGUGUUGGGUGGUCCUAAUCAAGUGUACGAUGAAAUCGAUAAUGUGCGUGCGUAUAAGAAGGUUCUCAAAACAUGGUCUAAAUGGGUACUUACACAUAUUAAUCCGGCGAAGACGAAGAUGUUCUUCAUGGGCCUUACAGCAACUCAUUCAAAAGCUAAAGAUUGGGGAGGGAAGAACCAGGAAACAUGUUACAAAGAGACAGAGCCGGUGACACUUGACGGAUUCUGGGAAAGUGGAACGAUUCCACAAAUGCUAAGAAUAUUAGAGUCAUCAUUGAACAAGUUGAAAGCCAAAGGGGUGAAUGUACAACUGAUAAACAUAACACAACUAACACAAUAUCGAAAAGAUGCACACCCUACGGUUUAUCGGAGACUAUGGCGUCCCUUAACGGAAGAGCAAAAAAACAACCCACAACUUCUAGCAGUGUUUAAGGGGCUUUUCGGGAGCUUUACGGGUCACCAGAGUGAAAACGGGACCACCGGGACGCGAAACGGGUCAACCGGACUCAAGUUAGUGGAAAAAUGGAGAAACAGACUUCUGGGCACCGUCGCCGACGCCCAUAUGGGUCGUCGCCGACGGUUACAGGUAGUGUAUGCAUACGAGAAACUUCGGGAGGACUUCACCGUUAGUCUACGAACCGGAAAUCGAUAG